UCUCUUAAUAAUCUCAGUCCAUCCUUUUCAAGCCACAAUGAAGUACCUGUUGUGGUUAGCAUUUCUGUAUGUUUUCUGUCUGUACGGUUGCUGGAGCGGGGAGGUAAAUGGACAGGAGGACUUCAUGCUGGUUGGAGGGCCUCUGAGGGUCUCAGACAUAGCGGUGAAUAAUGCCUUUGACUGCAGUUAUCCCAUUCCUCCAGGCUCUAAAGAGUACUUUGAGUACCUCCAGAGCAGAGGUGUGACCCACUUCAAAGUGCCUCUGUCAUGGACUCAGCUCCUACCCACAGGCCUGUCCAGUCAGCCUCAGCAGGCUGUGGUCACCUGCUACCAGACUCUGCUCAAACAGCUGCUGGACGUGGGCCUGCAGCCUCUGGUCGUCCUUCAUGGAUCCGCAGUGCCAGAAGCUCUGAGAUCAAAGUAUGGAGGCUGGGAGAGCCAGGAGCUGGUGGAGAUGUUUCAGCAGUAUGCAGAGUUCGCCUUCCAGGAGUUUGGAGCUCUGGCAAACUCAUGGGUGACUCUGGGUGAUGUACAUACUGAUGGACCAGGUGAAGAUGUUCAAGAUUCUCUGCAAAAUAUCCUUCAACUCAACAAGAACAUUUACCAGCUCUUCCACCAAAUGUUCCCUGAAAUAAGGCGGCGUCUGUCACUCGGGUUGAGAGCAAGUGAAGUUUCUAUUCUAUCGCAGAUUGAAGGUUCAACUACAAUGGAUUUCUUGUCAGUUCAUAUUGAAUACAACUGUGCUUCUGCAUCAAACUUUGCAAAGGAGCUGAGCAACUUACAGAUGUCCAGUGGGGGUUUGCCUAUCCUGAUACUCAAGAUGACUGUUGACGGUUGUUCCCUCGAUCAGUUCCAGCUUCUUGGCGACUUUUUAAACGCCUUGAACACAGACAUGAACAUUAUGGGAUGUGACAUAAUGGAUAUGUUGGGUGGGCUGGACCUGUUGGACUUCCCAACCAGUCCCCAUAUUUCCGACUACAGUGGAAUUACAAAGACAUAUCAGAGUGUAUGGAACAAGUUUAAGGCCCAGGCUCCAGCCGAGCGAGAUCUUUUCCUCAAUGAAUCAUUCCCUUCUGGCUUUCAGUGGGCGGUCUCCACUGAGUCUUUCAAAGUUGAAGGUGGCUGGUCUGAAGAUGGAAAAGGAGAGACCAUUUGGGACCGUUGGGGUCAUGAAAACAAAGUUUCUUAUAAUCAUACAGCUGAUCUAGCCUGUGACAGUUAUAAUAAGGUUGACUAUGAUGUCUACCUCCUGCGAGGUCUUAAUGUCAACACCUACCAGUUUUCCAUCUCCUGGGCCCGUAUUUUCCCAUCAGGCCAACAGGGAAGCCAAUCAGAGAAAGGGGCUCUUUACUAUGACAAACUGAUAAAUGCUCUGAUUGAGUCUGGGAUCCAACCUGUUGUUACUCUCUAUCACUGGGAUCUGCCCCAGGCACUCCAGGACUAUGGUGGGUGGACAAAUGCAUCCAUUGUUGAAGCCUUCAAGGACUACGCUGACUUCUGUUUCUCCAGGUUUGGAGACAGGGUCAAGACAUGGAAUACAUUCAGUAGUCCUUGGGUAGUGAGCCAUGCUGGGUAUGGCACUGGUGAACAUCCUCCUGGAGUGACAGACUAUGUGGUUGCCUCCUAUCAGGUCACACACAAUAUACUCAAGUCCCAUGCAGAGGCCUGGCAUGUCUACAAUGACAGAUACAGGAAGACACAAGGGGGGGAAGUAGGCAUUGCAUUGAACUCCGACUGGGCUGAGCCCAAGGACCCUUCCAGGGCUGAAGAUAUAGCAGCUGCAGAUCGUUACCUGCAGUUCAUGCUGGGCUGGUUUGCACAUCCCAUAUUUGUGAAUGGAGAUUAUCCUGAAACACUCAAGACUCAGAUUGAGCAGAAAAGAAACAAGUGCCCUCUUUCUGAGCCUGCAAGGCUUCCAGUUUUCACAGCUGAAGAGAGCAAGAGGAUUCAUGGAACAGCUGACUUUUUUGGAUUGAAUCACUAUACGUCACAGUUGAUCAACAACACUGAUGGUGGCUGUAUCCCUGGUCCUCAUGGUGUGGGUGACUUCCAGCAAUCUAUGGACCCAUGGGAUUCAGCAGCCUUAAGAAAGCUUCUGAACUAUAUUUCCACAGAGUACUUAAAUGUCAGUAAAGUGCCUAUUUACAUAACUGGGUAUGGAGUUCUGACUGAGUACAAUUGGCAAACUCUCAAUGACACUGAUCGAGUAGAGGAAAUGAAGAGUCACAUCAGCGAGGCCCUGAAAGCAAUACUCUUGGAUGGAGUGAAUGUGCAACGGUUCACAGUACAGUCCCUAAUGGAUGGAUUUGAGGAUACUCUAGGCUACACCUUAAGAUCUGGACUACACUAUGUAAACUUUGAUGAUGCUGACAGACCAAGAACCCCAAAGCAGUCUGCAUAUUUCUAUGCCCAGGUUAUCAAGCAAAAUGGAUUUGGUUCACAUAAUAGUGACAGUUUCAAAGAGGCAUUGAUACAAUAUACUCGCAAUCCAACUGUUUUAUCACCCUCAGAAGUUCCAUCUAAAUCGAAGGUUGUCUGGGAGAAAUUUUCCAGCCAGACAAGAUUUAAGACAAAAAUGUACCGCUACGGCACUUUUCCUGAUGGCUUCAGUUGGGGAGUGUCAUCUUCGGCUUACCAGAUUGAAGGUGCAUGGAAUGCUGAUGGGAAAGGGCCCAGUGUCUGGGAUACGUUUACCAAUGAAACCAGCAGUAUUCCUGGUAAUGCCGAUGGAGAUGUGGCCUGUGACAGCUACAACAGACUUGACGAAGACCUCUACAUGUUACGAGCUCUGAGGGUAAAGUCAUACAGAUUCUCUUUGUCCUGGUCCAGGAUCUUUCCUGAUGGUCGUCGUACCUCCCUGAACCAGAAAGGUGUUGACUACUACAAUAGACUGAUAGAUGAGCUUUUAGCAUAUAACAUCACUCCAAUGGUGACACUCUAUCACUGGGACCUUCCUCAAGCUCUUCAAAAACUCAGUGGCUGGGAGAAUGAAGACAUGAUUAACAUUUUUAAUGAGUUUUGUGACUUUUGCUUUGCCACCUUUGGUGACAGAGUGAAGUUUUGGAUGACCUUUAACCAGCCUCACACAAUUGCAUGGUCAGGAUAUGGACUCGGAAAGAUCCCACCAAAUGUUAAGAAUCCAGGAACUGCUCCCUACAGAGUUGCACACAACCUUGUCAAAGCCCACGCCAAGGCUUACCACACAUAUGAUGAUAAGUAUCGCAAAUCCCAAGGUGGUCAAGUAUCCAUUGCCCUUAACGCUGACUGGGUUGAACCUAAAGAUGUUAAUGUUCCACGUGAAGUGGUGGCUGCUGAUCGUGCUCUGCAGUUCCAACUGGGUUGGUUUGCACAUCCUAUUUUCAAGAACGGUGAUUAUCCUGAUGCAAUGAAGUGGCAAGUUGGAAACAAAAGUGAACUUCAAGGUCUCUCAGAGACAAGACUACCUGCCUUCACUGAAGAAGAAAAGCGCUUCAUCAAGGGAACUGCUGACAUGUUCUGUGUUAAUCACUACACCACAAAAAUUGUAGGCCAUGCUACAUUGAGGCUUAGCCCUGAAUCUUAUGAAUAUGAUCGAGAUUUGACAGAAGAAGAGGAAGGUGAAUCACCCACCACUGCCAUUAGUAAACAGAGAGCUGUAGCAUGGGGCUUGAGAAGACUUCUAAACUGGGUCAAAGAAGAAUACGGACAUCCAGAGAUUUACAUCACUGAGAAUGGAGUUGCUACAGAAACAAAGAUAACUUGGGAUGACACUGCCAGAGUAUUUUUUUACAAGACCUACAUUGAUGAGGCUUUGAAAGCCUAUGACCUUGAUGGUGUUAAGGUGAAAGGAUAUAUAGCAACCUCUCUCAUGGAUUCCUUUGAGUGGCUCAAUGGAUACAAAGUUGGAUUUGGUUUACAUCAUGUGGAUUUCACUAGCCCACACCGACCAAGAACCCCCAAGUACUCGGCUCAUUUCUACCACCAAGUAAUAAAGAACAACGGUUUCCCCAAAUCUGAUGACGAGAAGACACUUUAUGGACAUUUCCGUGAAGGUUUUAUAUGGAGUACUGCGACAGCAUCAUAUCAGAUAGAAGGGGGAUGGAGAGCAGAUGGAAAAGGUCUCAGCAUCUGGGACAAGUUUGCUCACACUCCUCUGCGAGUGUUCAAUGAUGACAAUGGGGACAUUGCUUGUGACAGUUACCAUAAAGUAGAAGAGGAUGUUGCAAUGUUGAAGCAGCUUAAGGUGACCCAUUAUCGUUUCUCCAUAUCCUGGUCAAGGGUUCUCCCUGAUGGCACCACCAAACACAUCAAUGAGGCUGGACUAAACUAUUACCACAGACUGGUGGAUGCACUGCUCGCUGCAAACAUCCAACCACAUAUCACCCUUUACCACUGGGACCUUCCUCAAGCUCUGCAGGACAUUAAGGGCUGGGAGAAUGACACUAUUGUUUUCAAAUUCAGGGAUUAUGCUGACCUCAUCUUUAGCCGUCUUGGCCACAAAGUAAAGUUUUGGAUCACCAUUAAUGAGCCGUACAAUAUAGCCAAUAUAGGCCAUGGCUAUGGAGCAGCUGCCCCAGGGAUUAGUUUUCGACCAGGUACGUUGCCCUAUAUUGUGGGACACAACCUGCUCAAAGCUCAUGCUGAGGCCUGGCAUCUCUACAAUGACAAGUACCGGGCCACACAGAAAGGAAUUAUCUCAAUCACAAUUAACUCUGAUUGGUCAGAGCCCAGGAAUCCCUAUAAACAGGAGGACAUUGAUGCAGCAAGACGUGUGGUGCAGUUUUACAUUGGUUGGUUUGCUCAUCCGGUGUUUAAUGGAGACUACAGCGACAUGAUGAAAACAAUCAUUCGAGACAGAAGCUUGGCUGCUGGUCUGCCAAAAUCUCGGCUACCUGAGUUCACUCCUGAGGAGAUAAAGAGGAUAAAGGGUACCUAUGAUUAUUUUGGGUUCAACCAUUACACCACUGUGCUGGCAUUCCCUGUGGCCUAUGGUGACCUUCAACACUAUGACGCUGAUAGGGGUGCAGGAACAAUUGCAGAUCGUACGUGGCUGGAUUCAGGUUCAUCUUGGCUGAAGGUCUCACCUUUUGGUUUCCGAAAGAUAUUAAACUUCAUUAAGGAGGAGUAUGGAAAUCCUCCUAUUAUCAUCACAGAAAACGGCAUGUCAGAGCGUGGACCUAUUGACCUAGAUGAUUUUCAUAGGAGCUACUACUAUGAAGAGUACAUCAACCAGGUACUAAAAGCGUACCAAAUAGAUAAUGUGGAUAUCCGUGGAUACACAGCUUGGUCCUUGAUGGACAACCUUGAGUGGGCCACUGGCUUUUCUGAGAGAUUUGGCCUUUUCUACGUCAAUCAUUCAGACCCUAAUCUGCCUCGAGUGGCCAAGAAGUCUGUUGCACGCUACGCCACCAUCAUAAAAUGCAAUGGAUUCCCGAUGGGACCCCACGAGUGUUUGAACCCAGAGCCUGAAGCAACAAUUGCACCGGUCAAGCCUCAACCCAACAACGGCACAGUGAGCUUCCUGGGAUUGAGGCUCUCUGUCAGCGAUGCUGAAGCAGGACUUAACACCACAUUUGCUCUCCUGGUAGUUGCCGCAUUGGGAGCUAUUUGUUCAACCUUUUGCUUCUUUAAGGCAAAAAAAACAGUCUUAAAGAAGACAGUCUAUACAGAACAGCCUUAA
Messenger RNA from Labrus mixtus (cuckoo wrasse), 5659 nucleotides. Its product is annotated as lactase/phlorizin hydrolase-like. Lineage: Eukaryota; Metazoa; Chordata; Actinopteri; Labriformes; Labridae. Gene Ontology annotation, biological process: carbohydrate metabolic process. The transcript is spliced from 17 exons. The record is from RefSeq and is a predicted model, not a curated record. Bases 38 to 5659 code for a protein of 1873 amino acids. Gene Ontology annotation, molecular function: hydrolase activity, hydrolyzing O-glycosyl compounds.